Molecule: messenger RNA, 3477 nt
Organism: Bacidia gigantensis
Lineage: Eukaryota; Fungi; Ascomycota; Lecanoromycetes; Lecanorales; Ramalinaceae
Exons: 2
Coding region: 1-3477 (1158 amino acids)
Molecular function (GO): hydrolase activity, acting on acid anhydrides, in phosphorus-containing anhydrides; zinc ion binding; ATP-dependent chromatin remodeler activity
Source: RefSeq, a predicted model, not a curated record
AUGAACUCGGUUGAAGUCCAAGGACCGCAAGAACCGCCGAAAAAAAAGCGACGAUUUUUUGUAGACGACUCCCCUACAGCUGAGAAGUCCGAUUUCAUUGAUGAUCUACCGCCACCAACCAACGGUUCAGUCAGGUCAUCAGACGCGAGCCUUUCAAGGUCUCAUACGGAAGAACAACAGCUGAAAUCCAAUCGUGCGAGUAUUAGCGCGCCUGAAAAUGGUGUCGACAUUCGGUACGAAGGCCCAUCUGGCUUUGACAAGGAAACAUUCGAGACUUUUGUUGGUACGCCAAUCGAGGCAAGCACGCUCCAGAGAUUACGCGAAGUGUCUGGCGACAACAUGGAGCGCGCUAUCAACAUGUAUCUAGAUGGUUCUUGGGCAUCCGCCGCUAUAUCGCCACAGCGACAUGCUUCGAGCACGAUUCCAGACGCUUUCAAGCGCUGCCCGAAGAGCAGUGUUCCAAAGCCUGUGGCUAGGGACAUUGAAAGAUCAAGAACAUUGAGAAAACAGGAGACUCUACAAGCAAUGCCAGAGUAUAGAUAUGUGGGUGCGUUCGGCGUUGGAGCUUGGGCUACACGAAGUGGGACUGGACUUGUGAAGCUUGGGGAAAGCGUAAAUAUUGAGCGAUCAAAGAUCAAGACAGCGGUCAAGAUUGGCCGCGGUGGUAAGGCUAUACAACUAUCGAAGGUCAGCGCUGCCAGACAGAGGGCUGACAUCGUAGUGCGAUUUACCAAUGCUAGAGGCGAUGAAGUAGGGAGGUUGCCUAGAGAAACAGCAUAUUGGGUAUCUACGUUGAUGGACCAGAAAAUAUGUCGUUUCGAUGGUACUUGCUUCUUUGCGCCUGACCAAAUUCGGGUCAAUGAUACUUUGGAACUGCAGUUGCGAUGUUCGCUGCUGAAGUCAGCUUUUGAAUCAAGCGCCUUUAUUAAACCUCAGGACGCGAAUCGUACCACUGGAAUUUUUGAAGAGAACGAGACAUCCGAAGAGCAAAGUCUCCGAUUGAGGCAAGUUGCACUGGUCAAACUAUUUAACGAAAUUAAUCUACACCCAACAACCGCCAACGAUACCACGGCAAAACACAAGAGGGAGGGGAUCCUUCAAGCUGCUGAGAUUGCUGAACAAAACGACAAAGACAAAGACAGUAAAAAGAUUUCAGGAACUCAAGAUGGUACUUCGACGCCGCCAGAUGAGGAACAAGAAGAAGGUAAAGAAUUGGAGCAGGACCAGCUCGACAGUCUGUACAAGAAAGCUCAAUCAUUUGAUUUUGAUACUCCUGUCAAAGAACCAGCAGAAACUUUUGUAAUGGAUCUCAGAAAGUAUCAAAAGCAAGCGUUACACUGGAUGAUAAGUAAGGAGCGAGACGAGAGAUCAGAGAAGGAGGUUUCCAUGCAUCCUCUGUGGGAAGAUUAUACCUGGCCCUCGAAGGAUAUGGAGGGAUAUGAAUUACCAAUUGUAUCGAACCAAGAUCAUUUCUAUGUCAAUCCAUAUUCAGGUGAAAUGUCUCUCGAAUUUCCCAUUCAGGAACAGCACUGCCUUGGUGGCAUUCUGGCCGACGAAAUGGGCCUUGGAAAGACGAUUGAGAUGUUGAGCCUGAUGCAUACCAAUCGUUCUGAUAGAGCAAUUCAGGCAUCCGAUGCAGGCCUAUCUUCAAUUGACGAUUUGCCAAGGCUUCCAAAGGUAUCGUCCUCUACAGUCCUUGCGCCGUGCACCACAUUGGUGGUUGCCCCUAUGUCCUUACUGGCCCAGUGGGAAAGCGAGGCCGCAAAAGCCUCCGUGACUGGGAGCUUGAAGACACUGGUGUACUAUGGAUCAGAUAAAGUCGCUAAUUUGCAAAACCUAUGCUGCGAAGCUAACGCCGCAUCUGCCCCAAAUUUGAUCAUCACAAGCUAUGGUAUCAUUCUAUCGGAAUUCAACCAAGUUGCGUCUAGAGGGGGCGAUCGCGGCUCUCACGGUGGGCUUUUCUCUCUGGACCUCUUCCGCAUAAUACUUGACGAAGCCCAUUUGAUAAAAAAUAGGCAAUCGAAGACUGCUAAAGCUUGCUACGAGUUGAAGGCCCAGCAUCGUUGGGUGCUUACGGGCACACCUAUUGUGAAUCGUUUGGAGGACCUUUUCAGCCUUGUUCAUUUUCUCCGUGUUGAGCCGUGGGCCAAUUUCUCGUUCUGGAAGACGUUCAUUACCGUACCAUUUGAAUCCAAAGAGUUCAUACGUGCCCUUGAUGUUGUCCAAACGGUACUUGAGCCGCUAGUAAUGCGACGGACAAAAGACAUGCGAACCCCGGACGGGGAAGCUCUUGUACCAUUGCCGCCUCGAAUCAUUGACAUCCAGGAAAUUGAGCUUUCUAAACAGGAGAGAGAAGUCUACGAUUAUAUUUAUACGCGUGCUAAGCGAGCAUUCAACGCUACCAUGGAAGCAGGUACCUUGCUAAAAUCAUAUACAACUAUCUUCGCUCAGAUCCUGCGUCUCAGACAGUCAUGCUGCCACCCAGUGCUGACGCGCAACAAGGCGAUCGUAGCCGAAGAGGACGAAGCUGCCGCUGCAGCAGAUGUUGCAAAUGGUCUGGCCGAUGACAUGGAUCUACAAGAGCUUAUUGAAAGAUUUACCAGUGAAUCUGGCGGCAGCGAGCAAGACAUUGCCAACAAGUAUGGAGCUAACGUUCUCCAAGAUAUCAAAUCUCAAGAAGACAAAGAAUGUCCUAUCUGCUCUGAAGAACCCAUGAUCGAGCCAGCCGUAACAGGCUGCUGGCAUAGUGCCUGCAAAAAGUGUCUCCUGGACUACAUCGAGCACCAGAAAGACAAAGAUACCCUCCCACUUUGCUUCAAUUGCCGUGAGCCUAUCAAUCAACGUGACAUCUUCGAAGUCGUAUACCAUGAAGACGACGAGCCCAGCUUCGACCGGCCGCAAGGAGAAAAUCACAUUUCACUCCGCCGCAUCGGCAACAACUCCUCUGCUAAGAUCGCCGCCCUAGUCUCCCAUCUCAAAAGCCUCCGCAUCGAGUCUCCUGGCACCAAAACUGUUGUCUUCUCCCAGUUCACCUCCUUCCUCGACCUGAUUGCACCAGCCCUCUCCACAGCAAAGAUCCCUUGGCUAAGGUUCGAUGGCGCGAUGACUCAAAAGGCCCGUGCCCAGGUGUUGGUCAACUUCUCGGAGGCCAUGCCGAUGAAGGGUGGCAACGGCAUGGUCUUACUGCUGUCUUUGAGGGCAGGAGGCGUGGGGCUGAACUUGACCGCGGCAAAGAGGGUGUAUAUGAUGGAUCCGUGGUGGAGUUUUGCGGUCGAGGCGCAGGCGAUUGAUCGGGUGCAUAGAAUGGGGCAAGAGGAGGAGGUGAAGGUGACGAGGUUUAUUGUGGGGGGCAGUAUUGAGCAGAGGAUGUUGAAGGUACAGGAGAGGAAGAAGUUUAUAGCGAGUAGCCUAGGUAUGAUGAGUGAGGAAGAAAAGAAGACGCAGAGGAUUGAGGACAUUAAGGAGUUGUUGAGCUGA